AACACAAUUUGUUCGUAUCCUAUCUAGUUGCUUGUUCAGCAUGGGUUGUUGUGAGAACAUGACCCCCGAGCGGAAACACUCGGUCUGCAGGAAGAUGCUGUGUUCUGGGAUGAUCCUGGCCAUAGCUCUCAUCAUCAUGCUGGGCAUCCUCAUUGUCAAACCCGCCAUCUACGGGCAAGCCUUUAUGCCUACCUCCUGUACCGUGGUCAGUGCUAACUAUGAGGACAACGUGGACUGUAGCUGCGGACGGAACUGCUACACCCAGAUGCCGUGCCUGGUUGUCAUGGUGACGUACCAGGACAGACAGAACGCCACGGCAACAGGAAUGCUCCAUAAUGAUGAGGGGGAGCUGGACCAGUGGAGCAUGUGCUCCUACCACAGCUGUAGCCGAAGCUGGGAGUUGAACGUGGACUCUGUGAGCUGGUUUGAGAACAACUACGGACAAGUGGGGCAGACUUACAGCUGCUUCUACAACCCCGGCAAGGAGAACGAGGUAUUGCUGAGGAAGGACUAUGACAACAUGGUGAUUUUCCACGUGAUGUUCUGGCCCUCGCUGCUGCUGGCCGUGCUGAUUGGGAUCACCUGUGUGAUCUGUGCCAAGUACAAGUGCUGGCUGGACGAGGACGACUCCCCACCCAGUAACUACAGCAGGUUCGGGGUCCCUGCAUAGGAUGGGCAGGGACAGGGCUCUAGCCAGGUCGAAUUUUUUUUCCGUCAGCCAAUUCGCUAAAACGCUAUUCCAGGAGCUAGAAAGACUGAACUGAGACCUUGAAAAACAGGUUUUUAAUGAGAUAAUCGUAUGCAAAAGGGCGCCGACACACUUCGUCAACAAUCUUAACAAUGGCAAAACAAACAGUGUGUGGCUUUUACGGCCGUGGACGGCGUCCCCAAGCCGCCUGUAGUUUCCACCAAGGAUUUUUGUCCGUCAAGGUUGACAGGUUGGUUUUAAGAUUUUUCCGUCAGAUGCACCAAAUUUUCUUAAAUUGACGGAAAAACGGACGCUGGCUAGAGCCCUGGGUAGGGAUAAUGUUAGAGAGACGGUAAGGCCACAGCAAGAAAAUGAUAUGGGUGACAUCCGUCGAUGAAGGUUAGACAUUCAGGUAAUAAGAUACACCAAAAAUCAGUUGCUCAAGCUCGUUUCAGAUGGCAUCCAACAUCUUUCGUCAGUGACACUGCAGUGAUCUGGGAGAAACUGGUCUUUUAUCUCCUAACUAGGACAGUGUCCCAAAAGGACACCCAAAAUUGUCUUCAGCCCUUUUGCAUUCAGUUAGGAUAUAAAAGACCAGAUCACUUCAGUGCGACUGACAAAAGAUGGUAGAUGCUAUCUCAAACGUCUGAUCAUUUCCAAAAUCAUAUCCAGUUGCUUGAGUAACUGUUUUUUUUUAAUCUAGCUGGCCCAUUUGACUCACAGUCACAUGACUUUAAAGUCAGGUGCAGUGGGUCAUUCUACUUGAAGAAGGCUGGCAACACAACUGAAAAUUUGGUUUGAGUCUAAUGUCUUCAUGGUGUUGUAAGAAACUGAGACUGUCUUAAAGAUCAGAAGGUGUUGCCAAGAAGGAGUGAAAGAGCCAGUCAGGACAAGGACGAAAGGGUGAAGAUCAGUAUUACUGUAGAAUCAUGUAGAUCAUUGUCUGAAUUACUAUUCUACUUCUGUAAUUAAUAGAUUCAUAAUACUAAGUAGUCACCAAAUAAAUGUACCAUGUUUACUGCCCGGAAAAAAAAAUGCCUCAACUAUCAUGGGCGUGCACACACACAAUCUUUCACUCGCAAUAAAACAUAACUGUUGCAUUUCACAUGCUCCGUUUAACCUUUGGUUUUAUUAAUGGCAUGUCAUUACUAUACAAAUUACAAAUACUAAUCACCCUGUACUAUAGUUGAGUAAGAAUGAGGAAGGGGUUGUGAAUGGGUAGGAAUAUCUACGUUUAACACCAUGAUGGUACUACUAUUGUACUUAAUAAUGAUUUAUUUCAGUUGUGUCACUGUGGUUGUUAAUACACUGCUAAUCUGUAUUAAGAUAUAGGAAAGAAAAUAGUUGUGUAAAUUAUUUGUAACAUUGCCAGUCACUAUCCAUGGCAAGACAUUGUUUCUGUAUGUUCUAGGUUUAAUGAUAUAUUUGUCAGUAAAAACAAGAAUAAGUUAUAGGAGAUGUGUAGAAAGGAUAAUGGAUACAUUGUUUUAUAUAAAAGGUUUCAAAGCAGAC
This is a messenger RNA of Branchiostoma floridae (Florida lancelet), 2200 nucleotides long. Its product is annotated as calcium-activated potassium channel subunit beta-2-like. Gene Ontology annotation, molecular function: calcium-activated potassium channel activity; potassium channel regulator activity. Gene Ontology annotation, biological process: detection of calcium ion; potassium ion transport. The record is from RefSeq and is a predicted model, not a curated record. The transcript is spliced from 4 exons. Gene Ontology annotation, cellular component: membrane; voltage-gated potassium channel complex. Bases 41 to 670 code for a protein of 209 amino acids. NCBI's taxonomy places the organism in Eukaryota, Metazoa, Chordata, Leptocardii, Amphioxiformes, Branchiostomatidae.